Paraphaeosphaeria sporulosa is the source of this 1508-nucleotide messenger RNA. RefSeq lists its product as uncharacterized. NCBI's taxonomy places the organism in Eukaryota, Fungi, Ascomycota, Dothideomycetes, Pleosporales, Didymosphaeriaceae. Bases 247 to 1395 code for a protein of 382 amino acids. The transcript has a single exon. The record is from RefSeq and is a predicted model, not a curated record.
UCGGCGCCUGCCAACUUAAAGGCCGCCUGUGAAUCGGGCAAGGCACGACUACGUUCGGCUCCGACGUUUUCUCCGAGCAGUUCCACGUAACACAUCCUCCCGACUCGACAUUACACCCUCUGCUUAUUGGCUUAGUCUUCAUACGCUUGCAAACGUAGGUGUUUGUCAGGGCUUAUCCCGACCCGUCAGCAAGUCAACCUCUCCGUGGCCCCACCGAAACGACGCGUCACCGUGUACGAUGGGCCGAUGAGGCUGAAAACACUCAACGGCGCGCCUCUGCGGGCAAGCCUCGACUUCACGCCGGAUGCACUGCUUGACCCGCAUGAGGUAGCCCGAUUCCUCCGGUCGGACUCUUUUCUCACAGAGCUGCUCCAGGAAUCACCAUUCAAUUGGCGGCGCAUCGCGCCUAGAGAGCAGCGAUUGCGCUCCGACUGGUCCCAACCAUAUUUACCAAGCGGUGGCCUCAAUGGCGACGAUUUACCCCUUUCUUUCGUGGUACCAGGCGUGGGAGCUUCGUUCGAUGCAUAUCCGGAAGAUGCAACGAAUCUCGAGACGAUGAUGACUGUGGAUGGGACGUCAUUCGAUGACAGUCGCUUUGUACAUCACUCCUUGAUUUUCCACGAUACGCUCCUGUCUUCUCAGAUUGCUCUCGGAGGUCUAGCGGAUGGCACAGGAACCUCGCAGUCGUUUGUGGGCACGUCCUUCGAAAGUGCAACAAGCAUGAGUAUGGGAAGCUUCCAACAGUCGAAUACAGACGUACCAGUCAUACAGAUACCUGCUACUUUGAAGCUUACAUCAUUUGGCGCCUUACCCAGCGCGGCACAUUUGCGAAGGAUUUAUCCGCAGACACCGACUCCCAACUUCCUGUGCGUUCUCGCUGCACCACCCGAGGACAGAGAAGUGUUUGUGAAGAAAGGCGGCUAUAGAAUGCGACUACGCGAGAUCGUUGUCGCCGACGACACCAGAAGCGACUUUAAGAUCACUUUCUGGCAAAGACCCAAGGGUGACGAUUCUCAGAAUCCACACACCCAUGUCCUCCAACGCACCAAGCCUGGAGACAUACUCCUCUUAAAAAACAUAGCUCUUAACGCCUUUCGCGAAGAUGUUUACGGGCAAUCGCUGAAUCCAUCGAUUGCCCGGGUCCAAACCUCGAUUGAGAUUCUCAUGAGCAGCGGGGGUAUCUCCAGUCGUCAGCUGGCCGCGCUUCCAGCACCUGUGGUAACGGCAUUUAUGCGGGUCAAGAAAUGGGCCAGUGCGCAUGUUGCAUCCGAUGUAUCUGGCCGUAAGAAACGAAAGGACGACUCGCGGCGAUCCACCAGGUCUGUGAAACGAUAUCUGAGAAGCUCCGAUGUACACGAUGAAACCUUGCCGCCAGACACCAUGGAGUCUGUCUGAGGACGUACCGAGCACAUGUCACUCGGUCACAUCGAGAUUGUCCUGUAGUGUCCCAAAAUAGUGCACGCACGUUUGCUCAAAACAGGCAUCCCAAUUUGUUCCACGGUUAACAA